AUGAAUCUGCUAAGGGUUUCCAAAUUCUCGACAAGAAAUAAAAACCGGGUUUACAUAGAUCAUAUAUGAUGACCAAUAAGAUCAUUUUAACUCUUAAGAAACAUUUACGAUCAUAAUCUUCAGAGUAGUGAAAUUGAAGUUGAGGUCUAUGAAUUAUGUAACUCUGAGAAGCUUUCAAGGAGGAUGGGAAUAAGCGUGGAUUCCGACCAAGUAGGUAAUGAUGGAGGCAAAAGAAAGAGAAAGAGUUAGAUGGGGAGAGAGAUACCCUACAUACACAUUUAAGAUACACCUGCAAAAAGAAGCUAUAAACUAAUUAUUAAUUAAAAAGAAAAAGGAAUUUCUUCUGAGAAAAGGGAAAAAACAGCAAGAUAAUUGCUUUUUGCGGGUGGCACUUGAAAUCAAAUGUUGAAUCUUUUUAGGGUUUAUCAGUGCAUCCUUGGUUUCAUCCUUGUCAUCUCCAUCUUCAUAUCACUUUUUCAAGAAAUAAAGAUGGCAGCCGAGCUAGUCAAUGCUGCAACAAGUGAGAAACUGUCCGAAAUUGAUUGGAUGAAAAAUAUUGAAAUCUCUGAAUUAGUUGCUCGUGAUCAAAGGAAAGCUAAAGAUGUUGUCAAAGCUAUUAAAAAGAGACUUGGUAACAAGAACCCCAAUGCUCAACUUUAUGCUGUCAUGUUGCUGGAAAUGUUGAUGAACAACAUAGGAGAUCAUAUUAAUGAGCAGGUGGUUCGUGCAGAAGUUAUUCCUAUUCUUGUGAAAAUUGUAAAGAAAAAGUCAGAUUUGCCUGUCAGGGAGCAAAUAUUUCUCCUACUAGAUGCAACACAAACAUCUCUUGGCGGUGCUUCGGGAAAAUUUCCGCAGUAUUAUAAGGCAUAUUAUGACUUAGUGAGUGCCGGGGUACAAUUUCCUCAAAGAGCUCAAGUUGUCCAAUCAAAUCGUCCUAGUUUACAACCAAAUACGACUAAUAAUGUACCAAAAAGAGAGCCAUCCCCACUUAGACGUGGAAGGGUUGCUCAGAAAGCAGAAUCCAACACUGUUCCUGAAUCUAGAAUUAUCCAAAAGGCUAGUAAUGUAUUGGAAGUUCUAAAAGAAGUUCUUGAUGCUGUUGAUGCCAAACAUCCUCAGGGAGCAAGAGAUGAAUUCACCCUUGACCUUGUUGAGCAAUGUUCAUUUCAAAAGCAGAGGGUAAUGCAUCUUGUGAUGGCUUCUAGAGACGAGAGGAUAGUUUCCCGAGCAAUCGAAGUGAAUGAGCAACUUCAGAAAGUUCUAGAGAGACAUGAUGACCUUCUUUCUAGCAAAGAUACAACAACUGUGAAUCACUUUGACCAUGAAGAAGCAGAGGAGGAGGAAGAACCUGAACAGUUAUUCAGAAGAUUACGCAAAGGAAAAGCUUGUGUAAGGCCUGAAGAUGAAGAAACUAAACCUCAGUUCCCUCAAUUGAGUUUACUUGAAGAGAGACUCAACCGUCCACUAAUAAGACCACUCUCUUUGGAACCAUCUCAAGAAGCUAAUGGUUGUCUUGUACCUGCCAUUGUUCCUCCUCCAAGUGCAAAACACAAUGGGGAGCUUCCUCCUGUUGCAAUUCCGCCGCCACCUUUGAAGCACGUCGAGAGAGAAAAAUAUUUUCAGCAUAAUAAGGACAGUGGCACUUUGGCUAGCCACAUCAGAGGCCUCUCUUUACAUAGUCGCAAUGGCAGUAGUUCAGAGUGGAAGCUUUGAUUUUAGCGAUUGAUUUCUUAACAGAAGAAUCUCCUUUUUGACUUUUUUUUUAUCCUAGGUUUUGCCUUUAAAACUUUGGUGUUGGGAAUUUAAGUUUUUAGGGUUUGGUUGGGGGUGUGAAUUAACAUAUGCUUCAGCUGGUAAAUGCAGUAAUAAGGAGCUUUCUGAGAUAAUUGACCAUGCCUCGAGGUUUAGUAUGUUCCAGAUGCUAUUGUGAACAAGGCUUUUUCUUUUCUUUUACAAGGAAGAGGGAGCUAUAUUUUCUUAUCUCCACUUAAUUUUCCAUAAA
Messenger RNA from Medicago truncatula (barrel medic), 2002 nucleotides. Its product is annotated as TOM1-like protein 5. NCBI's taxonomy places the organism in Eukaryota, Viridiplantae, Streptophyta, Magnoliopsida, Fabales, Fabaceae. The coding region runs from base 403 to 1713 and encodes 436 amino acids. Gene Ontology annotation, biological process: protein transport to vacuole involved in ubiquitin-dependent protein catabolic process via the multivesicular body sorting pathway. Gene Ontology annotation, molecular function: phosphatidylinositol binding; ubiquitin binding. The record is from RefSeq and is a predicted model, not a curated record. The transcript has 10 exons.